AUGAGCCGCAUAACCAAUCAGCGAAACGAUCCAACAAACAAAACGACAGAAUUGUCUUUUUCAAACGACUUGUUACAAGAUAUUCAAAGUAAUUUUUCAGCCGUUGAACAAUCGCCUUUUGAAGAAGUUGCUGCUUGUGUAUCAAACACAGAUGAUGAAACACUUUCGUGUAAUACGUUUCGAUCGUGGACUAUCGGAAUUGCAUUUACAGUUCUAACGGGUGGCCCAUAA
Molecule: messenger RNA, 231 nt
Organism: Didymodactylos carnosus
Lineage: Eukaryota; Metazoa; Rotifera; Eurotatoria; Philodinida; Philodinidae
Source: the annotation of a GenBank genome assembly